Eruca vesicaria subsp. sativa (arugula) is the source of this 1800-nucleotide messenger RNA. NCBI's taxonomy places the organism in Eukaryota, Viridiplantae, Streptophyta, Magnoliopsida, Brassicales, Brassicaceae. The record is from the annotation of a GenBank genome assembly.
GUGAAAAUCGAUCCGUAGCUCUCUGUGCCCUUCGCUUAAAGGAUCAUUUCUCUCAAGAGGGGUAGCAAAAAAAUCGUUUCCUUUUCUCCAAUUUCCCCUUCCGAUAACCCUAAAACCCACCAAUUGCUUUUCGCGGGUCAAGUUUUCCGCUUCGAGUUUUCUAGGGUUUCGUAUCUGAAUCUGUGAAGAACAAUAAACCCUCUUUGUGGGGUUUUCCUUCAAGCUUCUGAAAUCAGAGAUAGUGAUAUGGAGGCGCAAAUUCAUCAACUUGAGCAGGAAGCUUAUACUGCUGUUUUAAGGGCUUUUAAAGCGCAGUCUGAUGCUAUUUCUUGGGAUAAAGAAAGCUUGAUAACAGAGUUGCGUAAAGAAUUGAGAGUAUCUGAUGACGAGCAUCGAGAGCUUCUGAGUAGGGUCAAUAAGGACGAUACUAUCCUACGGAUAAGAGAUUGGAGACAGGGAGGUGGAAGCCAAGUUCCUUCGAGACAUGCAACGAAUCAGGGGUUUGAUGUUGUUCCUAGUCCAACUUUCUCAGCUUCCCGAAAGAAACAGAAGACAUUCCCAUCUUAUCAUCCAUCAAUUGGUCCAGCUGGAAAUAGGUCAUUCAAUAGCCGUGUCGUGUCCAGUGGCAUAUCAGGAAAUGAAUCUGCUCAAGCACUUGUCGGAAGAAAAGUGUGGACAAAAUGGCCUGAAGACAAUCAUUUUUAUGAAGCAAUUAUAACCCAGUACAAUGCAGUUGAGGGUCGGCAUGCGUUGGUGUAUGAUAUAAACGCAGUAAAUGAAACGUGGGAGUGGGUUGAUCUCAAGGAAAUUCCGCCGGAAGAUAUAAGGUGGGAUGGGGAAGAUAGUGGGGUAGCCUUAAACACUGGACCUGGAAGUGGAUCAAUCCGUGGCAACCGAAGAAACCAGAGUCAUUUUGGAAGAGGGAGAGGACCAAGAAUUCAUCAACCGAGAAGAGAACUUUUACCACCACCAACACAUCAGAACGGUGGUGGUGAUAAUAUUGAAUUGUUCAACACAGACUUGCUUGUGAAGGAGGUGGAGAGAGUUUUCGAUUCUACUCAUCCUGAUCCUUUUGAGCUUGAUAAGGCCAAGAAAAUGCUCAAGGAACAUGAACAGGCGCUUAUUGCUGCCAUUGCAAGGCUUGCUGAUACAUCUGAUGGUGAAAUUGAUGGAGACCCACCGUAUUCGCAUGACCACCAUCCAAUGCAACAGGGAUGAUGGGAAAGCUGUCAGUAACUGAUGGUGUUUGGUCAUGAUCAACCCACCAAGGACUCUUGUAUUUUGUUUUUUCUUUAAGCAGCAGCUCAGGAGAUGGAAAGGAGCCAGUCUUGUUCUUCUUCUUCUUCAAUUAAGUUACGGUUUUUACCAAAAAUGUAUGAAAGAAUUUGUUAGAAGGCUUGGGAGGAGGUAGGGAUUAAGCUUGUAAGCAACAACAAUGUUUGAGGUUUAGAGAAUUUAACCUGUGACUAAUGAUUAAGCCAUGUAAAUGUACCUGAGCCUACUUCUCUCCAAAGGGAUAAUUAGACCUGCCAUCAAAAUGCAUAAAGUUGAUGUUCCUUUGUUUGUUUGAUUUUUCUGGGUGCAAAACAGUUUAUUGGUUUCUUCAAGCAAAACCUUGAACCAAACCAAACAUGCAAUUAUUCACAUUACAGAAUCAAAACAAAUUUCUAUGUCAUUCAAUGUCCUAAAGGAUUCGAAGAAAGAACUCAGGUGUAUAUAUGCAGGUGUUGUAAGUAUUAAGAGCAGCCUUAGGAGAGCUAAUAAUCAUUAUAACAAACAGAGGAAGGCCAUAUGUAACUU